AUGAAGGUGGUAGGACUGCUCUCAGGGGGCAAGGAUAGCUGCUUUAACCUAUGCCACUGUGUGCUUCAGGGCCAUGAAAUCGUGGCGCUGGCCACGCUAGCGCCGCCUGAGGGCAAAGACGAAAUCGACUCGUACAUGUACCAGACAGUCGGCCACGAUGCCGUGCAUGUCGUCGCGGCGGCCAUGGGCUUGCCGCUGUACCGAGCGUGCAUUCGGGGCCAGCCAAACAACCAGGGGGCUAUAUACGGCGCGCGUGAUCCUACCUCGCCUGCGUAUGACGCGCAUGACGAGACAGAAGACCUCUACCACCUCCUGCGCGAGGUCAAGGCCCAUCACCCGGACCUUGAGGGCGUCAGUGUCGGCGCCAUCCUGUCCAACUACCAGCGCGUGCGAGUCGAGCAUGUAGUGCUGCGGCCCGACCUCCAGCUACAGCCGCUGGCGUACCUGUGGCAGCGGAACCAGACAUCUCUAUUGCACGAAAUGAACGCCUCGGGCCUCGACGCCAUCCUCAUCAAAGUCGCAGGUAUCGGCUUGGGCGAGCGGGACCUAGGAAAGACGCUGCGUGCACUUACGCCCAAACUCGAGCAGCUGCACCAGCUGUACGGCGCGCACGUAUGUGGCGAGGGCGGCGAGUACGAAACUCUCUCACUUGAUUCCCCCCUGUUCCAAAAGCGCAUCUCCAUCGACCAAACCGAGGUCGUCAUGCAUCACGACGCUGCGUUCGCAAGCGUCAGCUACCUGCGCCUCUGCCAGACCAGCUUGGUUGACAAGCCAAACUAUGGUCCCAAGGUCGUUCGCGCUCAGCUAGCCGCUCCGCCGCUCCUCGAUCCGCUAGGGCAUGCGAGUCUAUGUGCGAUUGAGAGUGCGCCGCUUACGCCACUGAACGAUAUUGCACCUGUCACCACGGCGCCAUGGCAUCCGCCGCUGUCUGUCGCGGCGCGGGGCUCCUGGCUCACGAUCGCCAAUCUGUGCGAUACUGCCUCAUCCAUGUCUUUCGACGAAAGCGUGCGCGACAUAUUUGCGCGUCUCGACUCGACGCUGCAUGCGCAUGGCUUCGAGCGCACGGACAUCGCUCAUAUCAACGUGUACCUCUCCUCGCAGGCCCACUUUGCCGCGAUCAAUGCCGUCUACCGCACCUACUUCGGCGCGGCGCCGCCGAGCCGCGCUUGCAUUGCGUUGCCCGUAGGACACGGCGCAGGCGUCGUGUUCGAUGCGGUCGCUUGUCGACCUGCGGCUCAGAGCGAGCGCCGCUCGCUCCACGUCCAGAGCCGAAGCUACUGGGCCCCCGCGAACAUUGGGCCCUAUGCCCAGGCAGUGGGCGCCCACGGGCGCAUCUACAUGGCCGGCCAAAUUGGUAUGGAGCCAUGUACCCUGGAUGUGCCGCCCAGCCCUUCCUUGCAGCUGGCCCUCGCCCUGCAACACCAGCGGCGCAUUGCACUCGCUGUGCGCGAAUGGGAUCCGCAGGGUCACAUCGAGGGCGGCGUGUGCUGGCUGGCCAUGCAGCCCGACUGCUCGUGGUCAGAGGCAGUCGCACGCGCCUGGCACGCUGGCCUCGAGGAGUCGCUGAGCCCGUAUGCCCAUCCGCAUGCACAAUCCAUCCCUGACGAUGCAUGGCUCGCUGCGGACCCGGCGCAUGUGCCACUUUUGUGUGUGUACCUGGGACGCGAUGCUCUGCCCAAGCAUGCCACAGCCGAGUGGCAGCUCACCGCCUCGAUGCCUGGUGAAGAGGCGCCCCCCGCGGAGGCUUGGCGCGGCACCUUGGUGCGCGGUGGCGUGGCCUGCACAUACCGCGUCCAUGCGCAAGAGCCGUACUCAUGCGGCGUGGCUGUCCUGACACCGACGGAAGCGCCCGACUCGCUCGAUGAGCAAGCACAUCGCAUGCUGGCCUGCGCCGCCCGGAGCCACAUGCUGCGAGCGUGCAGUGUGCAGACGUGGCCAUGUCGCACAUUCCUGCGCUCGGCUGGUCGUGGGCCGGCGAACCAAUGUGUCUCACCUCCGUAG
Molecule: messenger RNA, 2001 nt
Organism: Malassezia sympodialis ATCC 42132
Lineage: Eukaryota; Fungi; Basidiomycota; Malasseziomycetes; Malasseziales; Malasseziaceae
Gene: DPH6
Exons: 4
Coding region: 1-2001 (666 amino acids)
Biological process (GO): protein histidyl modification to diphthamide
Molecular function (GO): diphthine-ammonia ligase activity
Source: RefSeq, a predicted model, not a curated record